This is a messenger RNA of Cordyceps militaris CM01, 2979 nucleotides long. RefSeq names its product sodium/calcium exchanger protein. The transcript has 2 exons. Gene Ontology annotation, biological process: transmembrane transport; monoatomic cation transport; intracellular calcium ion homeostasis. Gene Ontology annotation, cellular component: membrane. Gene Ontology annotation, molecular function: monoatomic cation transmembrane transporter activity. The record is from RefSeq and is a predicted model, not a curated record. The coding region runs from base 1 to 2979 and encodes 992 amino acids. Lineage: Eukaryota; Fungi; Ascomycota; Sordariomycetes; Hypocreales; Cordycipitaceae.
AUGGCUGCAGUCCUAGCUAGAGGCCGUCGACGCCUCAGCUCAUGGCCCUUUGCCAUCACGCUCCUGAUCAUCUCCAUUCUCUCUGUAUAUUCGUUUUUUGUGCAAACACAUCGCCGCACAGUGCCAGGAGCUCUAAUCUCCGAUCUCGCCCCUCACCUCGUGUCUCGGAGCGAGCACGCCGAACCGCAAUGCCGAGACGUUCGCUUCGUCAAGGACCAGUGUGCCUUUGUCAAAAAAUACUGCCGAGAUGACGACGCCAGCCUCAUAUCCUACUUGGAUCUUUACUACUGCAAGUUGAACCAUGCCCAGCCGGUUGCCUUUGUCUUGAUUGUCUUCUGGCUUGGAAUGCUCUUCACCACCAUCGGUAUUGCUGCGAGCGACUUCUUCAGCAUCAACCUCAGUACCAUCGCCACCAUUUUACGACUGAGCGAAAGCUUUGCCGGUGUGACAUUCCUGGCCCUCGGAAAUGGCUCCCCCGACGUAUUCAGCACAUUGGCUGCCAUGGCAUCUAACAGCGCUAGCAUGGCUGUCGGCGAGCUGCUCGGCGCUGCCUGCUUCAUCAGUGGUGUCGUCGCAGGAUCCAUGGCUCUCGUCCGCGAAUUCAAGGUCGACAGAAGGUCGUACGUGCGCGAUAUCUGUUUUCUCAUUGUGGCUGUCAUUUUCACCAUGAUCUUCCUAUCCGACGGAAGUCUGCAUUUCUGGGAGUGUUGGGCCAUGAUUGCUUUUUACUUGCUAUAUGUGGCUACCGUUGUUGGCUGGCACUGGUAUUUCUCUCGCAGAAAACUUCAGCUUCGUCGAGAAGGUGAAGCUCGCAGCCACUUCUACGGCUCCGCGAGCCAAGCUAGCGACGAAUUGGCUGGCGAGCCAUACCGCGACGAUCCUGACGACCCUGACCGCACCCAUGGCGCCCAAGAGCAACACAGACCUGACAUCUCUACAUUAGAAGCGGGCCCUCGCAUUGAACUCGAGGGAGAUGAUUGGGAAGAGGCCGUCGACGAGCAGGCUCAAGACCAUGAGAGAAUGGUGGCUGCAGAAGUAUCUCGAAGCAUGCGUGUGUUGCGAACGAAUCGACCCCGGAGGAAUACCAAGACACCCAUUAGACCCAGUCUUGUCGGCGCUUUAGAAUUUCGAUCUGCCCUGGCUCAAUUGCAGCGUGAAAGUAACUGGCAACUUGCCAACAUGCCUCGCCGCAGCCAUUCCGACAACCAUAUUCCUCAUCCACGACACCGCGGUGCCUCAUUUGCCGAUCUAUCCGCCGUUGCUCACUCGCAACCGAAUCCUCAUUUCGAUCCUAGUCCAUAUGGACGCGAGCGAGCCUUUUCAACGUCUACAGCACCGGGAGUAAUCACCGAAGUAGAAGAUGCGUCAAGCGACGGCGAGCCGGCGACAGAGCGAUCAGGAGGCGCUACCAAAGCUCCAUUGCAUUCAUCAUCCUACACUGUCGGUGGAAAUUUGGCCCCUCCUCCAAAAAACCCUCCAUCGACAUCAAAAAGCGCAACAAUCAAUGGCCAACCUGACAAGCACCUACCCGUACUUGUGGUGCGGCCACCCACACGCCAGGGCGGCCACAUCGAUGGCUCGGCACCAACCUCGCCAUUUCCCGACUUAACCGAUUCACCCAUGCUUUUGACACCAUCUCCGAAUGCUGAGCCUAGCGAAUUCAUGCUUCCGUCUCCAGUUGUCGGGCGACGGGCUGAGUUGCCUGGCUCUUUGCGCGGCUGCGACUGCAUUGCAGAACAGAAACCUGUCUUUUGGUGGCCAUAUUCCCUACUACCGCCCCCACACAUUAUCCUAGCUACACUAUUCCCAACACUACAGGGUUGGAGCAGCAAGACGUGGUGGGACAGGUUUAUCAGCACCAUUUCUGCCCCCAGCAUCUUUCUCCUGGUCCUGACGCUGCCUGUGGUUGAGCCGGAGGAAGACGAAGACGAUCAUACCGAUGUGACCAUAGCAUCACACUCCGACCAUGAGGUCCUUGUGGGUGAUGUUGCUCAGUUGGCUCGGCUAAACGGCCAACGAGAAGGUACCACUGAGUGGGAAAGAUAUCGCGACCAUGAGAGCCGAAGCAGCAUCCACUCUUCUUCAUGUCGCCAGUCACCGUUGUUGGCGGGUCUGACAAACGAGAAUACCCUGGUCAAUCCGGCGUGCGCGACCGAAGUAGCGCCUAUAGCCGUCGCGAACAAAGCACUAUCCGACUUUCCUUCUGCCGGCGAUAGUGCCGCCGACCCUGGGACUUGGAACAGGUGGCUGGUUUGCGUGCAACUGUUUACCGGGCCGCUCUUCGGAGUUUUUAUUCUGUGGGUUAACCAACUGGAUGAUUGGGAAAAUCCCAAGAGAACUCUAGUUAAGAUGGUGUUGUGUUCUUUGCUGCUGUCGCUAGUCUUGCUAGCAAUACUCGUCAUCGUAACGGUCGAGCAUAUCCGCCCCAAGCAUCACUACAUUUUGUGCUUUUUAGGGUUCAUGAUUAGCAUCGCGUGGAUCUCGACAAUUGCCGGCGAGGUAGUUGGUGUCCUACAAACUCUGGGCGUCGUGCUGGACAUCUCGGAAGCGCUCCUCGGGCUGACCAUCUUCGCCGCGGGCAACAGCAUUGGCGACUUGGUGGCUGACAUCACUGUGGCGAGACUUGGCCACCCUGUCAUGGCAUUAUCUGCAUGCUUUGGUGGCCCGCUGCUGAACAUUCUACUGGGCAUUGGUAUUGGCGGUGUCCUGAUGAUGAUCAAAGGUGCGAACCACGAGAGAAGCAAACAUCCUGAUCAGCCCGUGCAGUACGGCCCGUAUCCUGUCGAGAUUGGUGGGACGCUGCUCGUCUCAUCCGUCACACUGUUGGUUAUCCUGGGGGGUUUGUUGAUUGCCGUCCCGAUGAACAAAUGGGUGCUGAGUCGGAAAAUUGGAUGGGCAUUGAUUGCAGUGUGGUCAAUCAGCACAGCCGUGAAUGUAGCCAUGGAGGUUAGCGGCGUUUGGGGGGGUUCCAAGAGUUGA